UUUCCGUACCAUUUAUAAAUGCAUAAAUCGUCAACUCUCUCGUAACCAUAUCUCAGCUCAUUGCAUAGCUAAGAGGCAAUCUUAGCCUUCAAAAUAAAUAAAUAAAUGCUUGGGUUUCUCCACUCCCGUUCGGUCCACAGCAAAUACAACCAACCAGUGCCCUCAGAUCUAGUUUCAGGUCGGAGCCAUAAAUUAACUCCUUUUGUGAAGCUGAUGUGAAUCUUGCACCAAAUUUUGCCAUUUUUUCACACUCCAUUGUUCCUCCAACACCCUUUCAUCCUCAACAGGAUCUAUCUUAGAUAUCAAACAGGAUUUUCCAAUAAGAGGGUAUUUAGAAAAGAAAGGAAAAAAAAAAAAAUCCGUUUGUCUAUGUCGGAUUCCCCAGCUCUGUUCGAACACUCCUAGGUAGCUACCAGUUACGUCACCGUUUCAUCGGAUUUUCCGAAACGUGCGUCUCCGCAGAGGAGCAAAAGAAAGAGAGAGCCCCGAGGUCAAAAUCUGGUUAGGGUUUUGCCUCGUUCGCGAGAAAUGGACUACGCUCGAGAGGGGAACGUGGUGCAAAUAAUCGCCGCCGCCUCGGGAGGGGGCGGCGGCGGCGACAGCUGGUCCGGCGAGCAGGCGGAUUGGGCGACGGAGGACGAGUACCGGUUCUGGAACAGCGGCAACAACGGGGAGGGCGAAACGACGGCGUCGAACUCGAAUUACGAGGCGCGGUCGCGUUCGGGGAGCGAGCCUCCGAGCAAGAAGUCGCGGAACUCGCAGCAGGAGGGGAACUCGAACCGGUCGAAGGCGAUUGGGAAGAUGUUCUUCAAGACGAAGCUUUGCUGCAAGUUCAGGGCUGGCACGUGCCCUUACAUCACCAACUGCAACUUCGCCCACAGCAUCGAGGAGCUCCGCCGCCCUCCGCCCAACUGGCAGGAGAUCGUGGCGGCGCACGAGGAGGAGAAGGCCGUCCUGACGGAGCCCCGGGAGGAGUUUCAGAUUCCCACCGUUGGCUCCUCCACCUUUGCUGGCGACAUGAUGCAGCGCUCCUACAAGGGCAGGCAUUGCAAGAAGUUCUACACCGAGGAAGGGUGCCCCUAUGGCGAUAGUUGCACCUUUCUUCACGAUGAGCAAUCCAAGAACCGCGAGAGUGUCGCCAUCAGUUUGGGCCCUGGUGGCUAUGCUGGUGGCGGCGGUAGCAAUGGUGGUGGUGGGGGUGGGGGUGGGGGUGGUGGUAGCGGCGGCGGCGGUGCGGCGGCGAGUGCUGCUGGGAAUGGGCCCAAUUCGAAGCCCUCUAAUUGGAAAACCAGGAUUUGCAAUAAGUGGGAGAUGACUGGGUAUUGCCCCUUUGGCAACAAAUGCCAUUUUGCUCAUGGUAGCACAGAGUUGCACAGAUAUGGAGGUGGUCUUAUGGAAGGAGAAAAUAGAGAUGCUGCUUCUGCGGUUUCAACUGACACAAAUAAGGGAGUGCCUUCAAAAGCUUCUGCUGAUAAUGUGGUUGCAGCAGCUACCCCUGUUGCUCAUUCUGAUGUGUAUCAUAUUGGAGUCCCGUCACAAAGGCCUUCCAUUGUGAUUCAGAGACCAGGACAGAGAACUCAUCAUAAGUGGAAAGGUCCAGAUAAAAUCAGUAGGAUAUACGGUGAUUGGAUUGAUGACAUCGAAUAGAGUUAUAAUCCCAGUCAUGGAAACGACUGAUGCGGCUUAUGUAUUACCAUGAGAUUGAAUACGCAAAGAUUUUCAUUUCACAUGUUAUUUUAUUAGCUAAUUAUCUUAUGAUCCUUAACUUCCAAUGGGAAUAGCACUUUAGUUCCUAUAACUGUUUUGUAUUGUACGUUUAUGUUAGGUGGCGUAUUCACCUCCCUUAAUACGCUGCUUCUCUGGCGUCUGAAUGUAGCAAUAGCUUCCUUGUAUUUGCAUCCGAUGGUAUCCCGUAGUUGUUAUUUUAACAAGAUCUUUUUCGUUGGGAUUGUUUUGCUACCGCGUAGAGGAUCACGUUUCCCUGUUGCAAUGAAAACCCCUUUAUUAUUUUCCA
Molecule: messenger RNA, 2014 nt
Organism: Cajanus cajan (pigeon pea)
Lineage: Eukaryota; Viridiplantae; Streptophyta; Magnoliopsida; Fabales; Fabaceae
Product: Zinc finger (CCCH-type) family protein
Molecular function (GO): mRNA binding; metal ion binding
Source: RefSeq, a predicted model, not a curated record